GAAACGAAAAGGUCCAAAAUAAAUAAGAAAUCUAUAAAAAGGCCAUGAAAUCCCACACUCUCUCUACAAAAUCUCUACUCAUAAUCACACUCUUCGUCGUAAUUACAAUAUCUUUAUCAACAGCAGCGGUUUCAAGCCUUUUCAGCGACCAGACAAUGGCAACUCUCGGCGGAGUUCACGAAUCCCAAGGCAACGCCGCGAACAGCGUCGAGAUCGACGGUCUCGCUCGCUUCGCCGUCGAUGAACAUAACAAGAAAGAGAAUGCGAUGGUGGAGUUUGCGCGCGUGGUGAAAGCCAAGGAGCAAGUGGUGGCGGGGACGGUACAUCAUUUAACAAUUGAAGCAAUUGAAGCGGGGAAGAAGAAGAUUUACGAGGCUAAAGUUUGGGUCAAACCGUGGCUCAAUUUUAAAGAAUUGCAAGAGUUUAAACACGCCGGUGAUGCUGCUUCUUCAAUUACCUCGUCGGAUCUCGGUGUUAAGAGAGAGGGGCAUGGUACAGAAUGGAGAGAAGUUGCAGGACAUGACCCAGCAGUACAAGAUGCAGCAACUCAUGCUAUAAAAACCAUUCAACAGAGAUCCAAUUCUUUGUUCCCUUAUGAACUUCAAGAAGUUGUUCAUGCUAAAGCUCAGGUGGUGGAUGAUUCAGCCAAAUUUGAGAUGGUUAUCAAGGUGAAGAGAGGAACGAAUGAAGAGAAGCUGAAGGUGGAGGUUCACAAGAACAAUGAAGGAACCUAUCUCCUUAAUCAUAUGGAGCCACACAACUGAACUGACUGCUGAAUGUACUGACCAAUAUAAUUAUUAUUACUUAUGUAUUAUGAUUUUCUUUUAAUACUGUAACUAUGGAUGCUUGCUAUUAUUAUUAUUAUUAUGUAAUUUGGUUGCCUUUUUAUUAUGCAAAUCUAUUUCUAUGGUUAUCAAUA
Messenger RNA from Mercurialis annua (annual mercury), 919 nucleotides. RefSeq names its product cysteine proteinase inhibitor 6. The transcript is spliced from 4 exons. Gene Ontology annotation, molecular function: cysteine-type endopeptidase inhibitor activity. NCBI's taxonomy places the organism in Eukaryota, Viridiplantae, Streptophyta, Magnoliopsida, Malpighiales, Euphorbiaceae. The coding region runs from base 45 to 764 and encodes 239 amino acids. The record is from RefSeq and is a predicted model, not a curated record.